GCAUAUGUAUUCUUAACUCUCAAAAUAAAAAAAUAAAUAUCUUUUCUUCAUUCUUUUCAUCGUCAACAUCCAACAAUCGUCGACAUCUUGAAUCAAAUAAAAUUGCGGACUAGACCAUCAUUUCCAACCGGAUCUUUGUCUCUCAAAUAUAUAGCAAAUCAAAAACAAAUCGAUCGAUCGAGAGAGCGGGAGGGGCAGGGGGAGGGGGAGAUAGUAAAUGGCGAAUUUGUAUGUGCAAGCUGAACAACCAACGGAUCUGAAUCGGAAUACGGAAUGGUUCACGUACCCAGGCGUAUGGACCAUCUACAUCUUCAUUCUCUUCUUCGCUUGGCUUGUUGUUCUUUCUCUUUUUGGUUGCUCCCCUGGCAUGGCUUGGACCAUCGUUAACCUUUCUCACGCCGUGUUGACAUACCAGUUCUUUCACUGGAAAAAGGGGACACCUUUUGCUGAUGACCAGGGUAUCUACAACAGGUUGACGUGGUGGGAGCAAAUCGAUAGUGGCAAGCAGCUUACUCGCAAUAGGAAGUUUCUUACUCUCGUCCCUGUCGUGCUGUACUUGAUAGCAUCUCACACAACAGACUACCAGAACCCGAUGCUGUUCCUAAACACCGUGGCAGUUUUCGUGCUAGUUGUUGCCAAGUUUCCAAACAUGCACAAGGUCCGAAUAUUUGGAAUUAAUGCGGAAGAGUGAAGUCUAUGAAUAGACUUCUGUUUAGUUGCACCGAUAACUAUACACGCAUUUGUAAUUUCAACCUCUUAAAGGGUAACUGCUGUCUUUGGAACCGGAUCAAAUGGUAAAUUAAUUUAUUUUUUACGUGUA
Messenger RNA from Erigeron canadensis, 820 nucleotides. Its product is annotated as ORM1-like protein 2. The record is from RefSeq and is a predicted model, not a curated record. Bases 218 to 691 code for a protein of 157 amino acids. The transcript has 3 exons. Gene Ontology annotation, cellular component: endoplasmic reticulum membrane. Gene Ontology annotation, biological process: intracellular sphingolipid homeostasis; ceramide metabolic process; negative regulation of ceramide biosynthetic process. NCBI's taxonomy places the organism in Eukaryota, Viridiplantae, Streptophyta, Magnoliopsida, Asterales, Asteraceae.